This is a messenger RNA of Microplitis demolitor, 534 nucleotides long. Its product is annotated as golgin subfamily A member 6-like protein 7. Lineage: Eukaryota; Metazoa; Arthropoda; Insecta; Hymenoptera; Braconidae. The record is from RefSeq and is a predicted model, not a curated record. The transcript has a single exon. Bases 1 to 534 code for a protein of 177 amino acids.
AUGGAGUUAAGAAAAAAAAUGGAAGCAAAGAAAGAAGAGAUUAAGGGAGAAAUCGAGAAAGUAAAAAAAAAUAUAAGGGUAAGAGAUGAAGAAUGGAAACGGGAAAAAGAGGAAUUAUUCAAGGUUAUCGAAUCAUUAGAGGAAAGGAUAAAUAAAUUUGAAUAUGGAGAGGAGAACAAUGAUGGUCACGCAAGAUAUGGUGGUGAACAGAAGGAGCAAAGAUACAGAUUAGAAGAAGAGGCAAUACGACGUAAACAAGACAUAAUUGAGAAAGAGGUUGAAAGAAUGAAGAGGAUUAUAGAGGCACAAGAGAAAAAAGAAAGAAAGAAUAACAUAGUUAUUCGAGGCCUAAAGGUCAAUGAUGCAAAAGUGGUUGAAGAGACAGAAGAGUUUUUGAAGGAAAAUUUAGAAGUUAGAGUUAAACUGCGCGUGGCGUUCAAACAGGGAAAAGAAGGUAAAAAAUUCAUUGUGGCAAAAUUAAAUUGCUGGGAAGAUGAGGAGGAAAUAAUAAAAAAGAAAAGUCAACUAAAAUGA